AUGAAAGAAAACAGCAAACGCGAAGCUGAUCAUACAAAACUUAAAGAAGAUACUACUAAUCUCAAGACCAAAAACACUGAGCUUGAAGCCGAACAACUUCGGGCCUCAAAUGAACCUAGA
Dentiscutata erythropus is the source of this 120-nucleotide messenger RNA. The record is from the annotation of a GenBank genome assembly. NCBI's taxonomy places the organism in Eukaryota, Fungi, Glomeromycota, Glomeromycetes, Diversisporales, Gigasporaceae.